Messenger RNA from Ogataea parapolymorpha DL-1, 579 nucleotides. Its product is annotated as Ran (Ras-related nuclear protein) /TC4 subfamily of small GTPases. NCBI's taxonomy places the organism in Eukaryota, Fungi, Ascomycota, Pichiomycetes, Pichiales, Pichiaceae. Gene Ontology annotation, molecular function: GTPase activity; GDP binding; GTP binding. Gene Ontology annotation, cellular component: plasma membrane. The coding region runs from base 1 to 579 and encodes 192 amino acids. The record is from RefSeq and is a predicted model, not a curated record. The transcript has a single exon. Gene Ontology annotation, biological process: small GTPase-mediated signal transduction.
AUGAGUAAAGAACGGAAGAUUGCACUGGUUGGCGCACGGGCUGUGGGCAAGUCUUCUUUGGCUGCCCAGUUUGCUGAAGAGUCUUUUAAUGACCAUUACUUUCCGACGAUAGAGAAUCAGUUGAAGAAGGAGGUCAAGUACAAGGGAAUAGAUUAUUCACUUGAAAUUAUGGACACUGCUGGUCAGGAUGAGUUUUCUACUUUGCAUAAUAAGUUGUUAAUUGGGGUUCAUGGGUAUAUGCUGGUUUACUCUAUAAAUUCAAGACAGUCUUUCGACAUGCUGGCUGUUGUGCGAGACAAGAUCCUUGAUGGGUUGGGAAUAAGCUCGGUGGAAGAUGGGCCUCCGAUCGUGAUUGUGGGCAACAAAAGCGAUUUGGAUUUUCAAAGACAGGUUACAGAGGCGGAAUUGAAACAGCUGGCGAGAAGCUUCGGUAACGUUCCGUGCUUCGAGUGUUCUGCCAAAAAUAACUAUAACGUUCGCGAGGCGUUUAAUGCCGUGAUUGACCAGAUCGAAGACAGCAAGGAGCCUACAGAUGAAGAAGAGACCCAGGUUAAAAGUAACGGAUGUGUUUUAAUGUAG